This is a messenger RNA of Pecten maximus, 675 nucleotides long. RefSeq names its product piggyBac transposable element-derived protein 4-like. The annotation marks the transcript as partial. The record is from RefSeq and is a predicted model, not a curated record. The transcript is spliced from 2 exons. NCBI's taxonomy places the organism in Eukaryota, Metazoa, Mollusca, Bivalvia, Pectinida, Pectinidae.
AUGAGGCUGAUGAACCCCUACCUUGGUAAAGGACAUAAACUAUAUGUAGAUAACUACUAUACCUUGCCAGUCCUUUUUCAUGAUCUUCGGCAGAAACAGACUGGGGCAUGUGGAACUAUGCGUGCAAACCGCAAAGGUGUCCCAGUUGAGGUGAAAGAGGUAAAGCUGAAGAAAGGGGAAAAUGUUGCAGUCAACAAUGGAACUCUGCAAGUCCUAAAAUGGAAGGACAAGAGAAAUGUGCUCAUGUGUUCGCCCAUUCAUGAUGCCAGAUUUGUCAAUAUUCCCGGAAAAGUUGACCGAAACACAGGGGCCCCAAUCAAGAAGCCAAACUGCAUUCUGGAUUAUAACAAGAUGAUGGGAGCAGUGGAUCGAUGCGACCAAAUGAUAAGCUACCCAGCUUUCAAGCACCGUACCCUGAAGUGGUGGAAGAAGGUAUUUUUUCACCUUCUGAUGUUAGCCGUUCUGAACGCAUACCUGCUCUACAAGGAGCACUGCAGGGUAGGAAGGAAAAAGUCUGUCCUGCAUCGGAUAUUCAGGCGAGAGGUAGUGAAACAACUACUGAGGGAGACAAACAUUCAACCACAAGCUGUUCGUGGAGUGGAUCUAUCACAAACCAAGAAUAUAAGCGGACCCAUCAACGAUGGAGUGAACAAAACACUUGUGGACAAUCAGACA